Molecule: messenger RNA, 1104 nt
Organism: Paramecium pentaurelia
Lineage: Eukaryota; Ciliophora; Oligohymenophorea; Peniculida; Parameciidae
Source: the annotation of a GenBank genome assembly
CCAUGAAAUACAAAAUACUAUUAGUGCUAUUAGCAACAGUAUGUUGUUUCAAUUACCUUCCUGAAGUAGAAAUAGAUUUGAGUGCACCUCCAAGAUAAAGAUGGAAGGAAUCAGUUAGAACAGUAUUAACAUUAUAUGGAUAUGACAAUUCAUUUGGUCCAGUAUUUCAGUUUCACAAUGAUAACACUUUCAGUAUUUUGGCUCCUGAAGAUUAUACUACAAUAGCAAAUGCAAUUAGAAAGAAUUUCCCAGAAUAUACAUUAGAAUUAGAAGGAAUUGUUGAAGAAUUCAAUAGACCAGAGGUUACUUUUGAGUAUAUGGCUGCUUGGGCUUAUUUCCAUGAAAUUGGACACAUUACAAGCAAUAUUACUGAAUGCACAGGUGUUUUAUUAUCAAUUGGUGAUUAAGUAAUUCAUGGCAGAAAUAUGGAUUAAUAUCCAGGUUAAGCAAGAAAUAUAGUAUUGCAUUUGACAAUUAAGAAAGAUGGAAAAUAUUUAGGAGAAUCAGUUGAUUGGUAUUGGUUUAAAGUUGGAUUUGUUACUUUAUUGAAAUACAAUGUAGCAUCACUUGAAGAGAAUUGGAGAUUUGGUGAUCCUUUAAGCAAAAAUCAAUUAUUGACAUUUAUUUAACAAGGUGUACCCUCAUUGGCAUGGGCAUAUAGAGAUGUUUUAGUGAAUGAAAAAUUGAAUACUUUUUAAAAGGUUGUAUCAUAUCUUGAAUAAAACCCAGUUGCAUGUGCUCUAUACAACAUAAUUGGAGGAACUAGUAAAGAUUAGGGAGUGAUUAUUUCAAGAGAUCCAUUUGAAAUUUAUCCAACAAUAUCAUUAAGCAGUUUACCUUAAGGAUAAAAUGGAUUCAAGUAUUUGGUUUAAACAAAUUAUGAUCAUUGGUUACCAGAUCCUGAAGAUGAUUAAAGAAGAACCAUUGCAGAAAAUUUAUUAGCAAAGAUGCAAAAUAAUCUGUUAAAUGAAUUUGGUGUAUAUGCUGUUAUGGAUACUUAUCCAAUUCACAAUGAAGGAACUUUCUAUACAGUGAUCAUGAAUGCCAAAUACAAUAGAUUAAUAGCAUUUGGAUAACCAAGUAUCACAUUAUCUGAUGAAUGAG